GACUCUACUGUUGUCUUUAGGUGAUGAGUACCCCCUCUCCUAUGCAUGGUAGUAACGGACCCCCAGGACCUGGUGGUUUACCACCACCACACAAUACUAUGACCCCCACACCACCAGCUCAGGGCCACACUCCAGCUCCCUCUCCUGGACCACAAAUUUUAGGCUACCCGCCACAGGGACCCCAUCAACCCAACAUGCCGCAGUAUCAUAUGAUGAUGAUUCCUAGUGGCGCCGGGCUCCCUCAAUUUCACCAGGGUCCCGGUAACCCUGGGAUGGGUGGAAACCAGCUUGUGGGCCAACCUAAUAUGCCGCAACAUUUUCAGUAUAUUCAGCAAGGCGGGCAACCAAUCCAUAUGAUGCCCCAGCACCAUCAGCAGCAUGGUCAGCACCCUCAGCAUCAACAGCAUCCACAACAUCAUCAACAUCAACAACAGCAACAGUAAGGAGAAGGAGGGGUUGAGUGGAUGGCAUGAGUAUGAGUAUACAUACUGUUCAAGAAUCCUAGAUCAACGCAACUUAUUGGGUUUUAACGUUUUCAAACACUAAAUACGGCAAACAAUUAUGUUCUAAAUUUGAAACCAAGCGAAACUAUGAAGAAAUUAUGGAUUAUUAAUUUAAAACUAAUAAAAAAUAAAACUUUUUUAUACUC
Messenger RNA from Eurytemora carolleeae, 649 nucleotides. RefSeq names its product calcium-binding protein P. Bases 24 to 443 code for a protein of 139 amino acids. The record is from RefSeq and is a predicted model, not a curated record. The transcript has 4 exons. Lineage: Eukaryota; Metazoa; Arthropoda; Copepoda; Calanoida; Temoridae.